UUACUCAAGGAAGAAGAUGAAUUUGAAUAUAAGCAACUUCUCAAAACUUCAGUGAUAGCUUCUAACUCACUCGACAGUUCUCUCGAAUUACGAAGUAGCAACAAGAAUUGUUCGCUAGCCUUGACACGGUACCAAGAAGAGCAAAGGCUUAUAGAGCCGAUUCCCAAUCAAGAGAGAAAGAAUUCGGUUCAAGAAGAAUUAAAAACAUUGUAUCAAGUGAUCCCAAUGUCAAAUGAAGAUAAUUAUCUUAAUGUUAAAA
Funneliformis caledonium is the source of this 259-nucleotide messenger RNA. The record is from the annotation of a GenBank genome assembly. Lineage: Eukaryota; Fungi; Glomeromycota; Glomeromycetes; Glomerales; Glomeraceae.